Molecule: messenger RNA, 1869 nt
Organism: Pestalotiopsis fici W106-1
Lineage: Eukaryota; Fungi; Ascomycota; Sordariomycetes; Amphisphaeriales; Sporocadaceae
Exons: 1
Coding region: 1-1869 (622 amino acids)
Biological process (GO): double-strand break repair via break-induced replication; DNA catabolic process; mitotic intra-S DNA damage checkpoint signaling
Cellular component (GO): nucleus; Holliday junction resolvase complex
Molecular function (GO): DNA binding; crossover junction DNA endonuclease activity; 3'-flap endonuclease activity
Source: RefSeq, a predicted model, not a curated record
AUGCCGGCCCCUUCAGAUGAAGACUGCGUGAACCCAUUGUACCUGAGCUGGGUGAAGGAAUGGUUCGAUCUCGCCCAGAGACGCAAUGCAAAGAGUGUCACGGCGUAUCGCAAUGCCUACAACUCCCUGAGAGCAUGCCCACUCGUCUUUACGCACCCUUGUCAGCUCGAGACUCUCAAAGGUUUCGGCAGAACAAUGUGCGACCGGCUCACACAGAAGCUGCAGGAACACUGCAAUGCCAACGGGUUGCCGAUGCCGUCAAAGAAGAGGCCGAGAAGACGAGGUGCAGAUUCGGCAGCACUGGAUGGCGAUGAUGCCGGGGUUUCAGAAGACGAGGAGUCACAACCACGGCCCGCCAAGAAGGCACGAAAGGUCAAGGCUUACGUACCACAAUACCGCUCUGGUCCGUACGGCAUCCUAUUGGGCCUUGCCGAGCACAAUGCCUCUGGCAUGACGGGCCUGAGUAAGGACGAACUCAUAGCGGCUGCUCAGCCUCACUGUGAUAGCUCCUACACGACCGCCGACCAGGCCAACAAAUUCUACACGGCCUGGAACUCGUACAGAACCUUGGUCAACAAGGAGCUUAUUGUUGAAAAGAAGAACCGUGCUCGAAAGUUCUACGUCCUGACUGAUGCCGGCCUCGAGGUUGCAAGAAACAUCAAGCGAGCGGCUGAUCCCUCUGCACCGUCGCCUGAGCCUGAUGACAGGUCUGGACCCUCUGAAAGGCGGGAGCCUCCAAGACAAGCAAUACAGAAAAUACGGCCAAUCUCAGUCGAUGAUGACGAUGACGACAAUGACGCUCUUUUUGUGGAAAGCGACGUAGAGGUGCCUGCAUCUGCCCAAACUUCUGCACCGCGGCCAAAGACAGCACCAUCAGAGUUUGCAGACGUUGUCAAGGAUGAAAAUGGCUCUUCUGAUCCUUCAGCUAUACCAAGUUUUCGCCCGAUUCGCCUACAGCCAGGAUCUUUCACCAUACAGCUCAUGAUUGAUCAGCGAGAAGUUCGUUCCAAAACUGAUCGCGACUAUAUACAGGAGGAGCUCUACAAGCAGGGCGUCAAGCCAAUUGUGAAGCCUCUGCCGCUCGGUGAUGCAAUGUGGAUUGCGAAAUGCCACGAUCCCAACUUCCUCACUAGGACUGGGGCAGAGGGCGACGAAGUGGCCCUUGACUGGAUUGCAGAGCGGAAGCGUCUUGAUGAUCUUAUGUCGAGCAUCAAGGAUGGUCGCUUCCACGAGCAAAAGUUUAGACUCAAGAAUGUUGGACUGAAGAACGUUAUUUACAUCAUUGAAGAAUUCAAUGUGAACGAGCAAAAUCGGUCGCAUUACGAGUUGGCGGUCCAAUCUGCCAUUGCAACCACACAAGUCACAAGUGGAUUUUUUGUGAAGCAGACACAAAAGCUGGACGACACAAUCCGCUACUUGGUUCGCAUGACCAACAAGCUCAAGAAAUUGUACGAAGAGAAGCCGCUCUUUAUCAUCCCGACAGAUAUCAUCACCAGAAAGAACUAUCUCCCUUUGCUUCAAAGUCUUCGUGAGAAGGACUCGUCCACCAAUCAUUACAUCAGCUACCAAGCGUUCUCAUCCUUGGCAUCAAAAUCUGAAAUGAUGACACUCCGAGAUGUGUACCUUAGGUUUCUCAUGUGUAUCAGGGGAGUCACUGGUGAAAAGGCUCUUGCAAUUCAGAAGAAGUGGCAGACCCCACGCGAUUUCAUUGAAGCGUUCGAGGACCUGGGUUCGGGCGAGGUUGGAAGGAAGAAGAAGAACGACAUGGUAUUCAAUGAAUUGGGUAACCAACCUGGAGGUAAGAAGAUGACCAAGGCUUUGAGUGCAAAAAUUGCUGGUAUUUGGGCAGAUAUUCCAUCGCAGGCCUGA